Lachancea sp. 'fantastica' is the source of this 258-nucleotide messenger RNA. Lineage: Eukaryota; Fungi; Ascomycota; Saccharomycetes; Saccharomycetales; Saccharomycetaceae. The record is from the annotation of a GenBank genome assembly.
AUGAAGCCGGUGGUUGCAUCCGGUAAAGCCUGGUUCUGCACGGUUGUGUCCGCGUUUGGUAUUGUCAUUCUAUCCGUCAUUGCGCAUUUAUUCAAUGUGGGUCACGAAACGUUUGUCGGGUCCAUAAAUGAUCCUGAGGACGGCAAAGCCGUUGCACACACAGUUUUCCUCGCCGUGUUGGUCUACAUUGUGUUUUUCGUAUUCUGCGGCUCUCAAAUUUGGCUGGCCAAGAAAAACUCCUCCAUCGAGUUGCGUUGA